AUGUCCUCUGACAGAGACCUCGAACAAUCCGAGGCUCAGAUCGCGGCUGCCAAGGCUGAGCUUGCGGCUGCCAAGGCGGAGCUCGCGGCCACCCAGGCAGAUCUCGCGGCCACCCAGGCAGAUCUGGCGGUCGUCCAAGUUGAGCUCGCCAGCGUCAAGACUACCAGCGCCCAGUUCGCGAAGCUGCAGGACGAGGAGAACGCCCAGCCGAUGCGCCGCAUCAAGGAUCUCGAGGAUGAUAUCGUCACGGAGACGGCGCGUGAGCUCAUGGCCGGGGGCAGAUUGCUGCCGAUGAUGAAAGACGCGGGAUGGGCCCUCCGUGGGGAGGACGUCAUGCACAUCAUAGGGAUGUCAGAGGGGCGCAACAAGUGCGCGCACCCCGAAGCACACCCUGAUACCCUGCGCCCGCUGUUUCGGAGCCUCUGUCAACAAGAAGAAGCAGCCUUGGUCCCGACUCACCGGGCUUCUUCCCGCGUCACUCUCGACUCGAUUCUGGCUCAAGUCACCCCCGAAGUCGUUCAAGAAGAGAAGAGGAAACAUGAACUUGGCAAACGGCCCCGGCAGCUCGAAGACCCACGUGCUCUCCGUCAUCCGCGGAUCCGUGGCGUGUCCCCCGCCCUAUCGCUGCGCUUCCGCGAAGCCUCUUCCCCCAACGCUCCCCACCACUCUGCCGCCUCCGCCUCCCACCCUCCCCCCGAGACCCCCUUCGCCCUGCCUAAUGGCCCCUGUCUCGCGACCCCUAAAGCGAUCUCGGCGUCAUUGAGCUAA
This is a messenger RNA of Trichosporon asahii var. asahii CBS 2479, 768 nucleotides long. RefSeq lists its product as uncharacterized. The transcript has 3 exons. Lineage: Eukaryota; Fungi; Basidiomycota; Tremellomycetes; Trichosporonales; Trichosporonaceae. The record is from RefSeq and is a predicted model, not a curated record. The coding region runs from base 1 to 768 and encodes 255 amino acids.